Molecule: messenger RNA, 750 nt
Organism: Aspergillus melleus
Lineage: Eukaryota; Fungi; Ascomycota; Eurotiomycetes; Eurotiales; Aspergillaceae
Exons: 3
Coding region: 1-750 (249 amino acids)
Source: RefSeq, a predicted model, not a curated record
AUGCCAUCCACAAACGUCCUUAUCUCUGGCGCGAAUAGAGGACUCGGUCUAGGUCUUGUGAAGCGCUUCCUAGGGCUUCCGGAGCACACCGUAAUUGCCCUCACUCGCGACCCAUCAUCUCCGAGCUCGGUGUCCCUGACGACUCUUCCCACUCAUCCAUCCAGCCGCCUCAUUGUGAUUAGAUACGAGGGGGGAGUCGAAUCCGAUGCCUUCGAUGCUGCCACAGCGCUCCGCACCAUUCAUGAAAUUACUCAUCUCGACAUUGUGAUUGCGAACGCAGGAAUUGGCAAGCUCUACCCUUUGGUCAAGGACGUCCAGCGCGCCGACAUCCUUGAACAUGUCAACGUGAAUGUGCUAGCGGUGGUGUCGUUGUUUCAAGCAAGUCGCGCAUUACUUGAGCAAUCGUCUUUCGCGAAGAAGCCCGUGUUUGCGAUCAUGGGUUCCGGGGCUGGGUCAUUAGGACGGCAACCCCCUGUUCCUAGCGCCGUGUACGGCGCUUCUAAAUCAAUGGUCAACUGGUAUGGAGUCCGGAUCAAUGCUGAAGAGGAGUGGUUGAACACUUUUGUGAUCGAGCCGGGAUGGGCGAAGACCGAUAUGGGGAAUUCUGCGGCGCAACUGUGGGGGCUGGAGGAGGCGCCUGACUCUGUAGAAGAUGUUUGUGAUGGGAUCGUGAAAUUAGUCCAAGAGGGGAAGAAGGAAGAGUUCGGGGGAAAGGUAGUUAAGUAUACUGGGGAGGUGCUGGAGUGGUGA